This is a messenger RNA of Lactuca saligna, 3855 nucleotides long. NCBI's taxonomy places the organism in Eukaryota, Viridiplantae, Streptophyta, Magnoliopsida, Asterales, Asteraceae. The record is from the annotation of a GenBank genome assembly.
AUGGUUGUUCUCUCUGAACUCUCAGAAGGAUCUUCAUCCUCUUCAUCAACACAUAGUCAUAGUUCACAAACUCUUGGCCAUAGUUCAUCAACUCAUGGCCAUAAAUAUGAUGUAUUUUUAAGUUUUAGAGGUCUCGACACUCGUGAUAGUUUUACUAAUCACCUUUAUGAGGCCCUUAUGCAUGCCAAUAUCACUACAUUCUUAGAUAAUGAAGAGAUUGAAACAGGGGAAGAUCUAAAACCAGAAUUGGAGAAUGCAAUUAAGGCAUCUUGGGCUUCAAUUAUCAUUUUGUCUAAGAAUUAUGCUACUUCAACAUGGUGCUUGGAUGAAUUGGUGUUGAUCCUUGAGCAGCGUAUGACAUCCAACCAUAUUGUCAUCCCUGUCUUUUAUCAUGUGGAGCCCACACAUGUUAGGAAGCAACAAAGUAGCUUUGGAGAUGCAAUGGCUAAGCAUAAACGGAUGAUGGAGGCAGAGACAAAUGCAAGUAAAAGAAGUCAAUGGGCUCAGAAGAUGGAUAGAUGGAAUAAAGCGCUUAUAGAAGUUGCUAAUUUAAAAGGCAAGGAUGUAAAUGGAAGGCUAGAGACAGAGUUUAUUGAAGAAAUUGUGAAAGAUAUCUACCGUAGAUUACAUAUACCCUUAAGGAGUGUUCGGCCACAACUUAUUGGGAUGGAGUUUUCCAUUGAGUUCAUCACUUCUUGGUUGAAAGAUACAUCCUCACAUACAGCAGACAUACUCACUAUUUUGGGCAUGGGUGGGAUCGGGAAGACAUCUUUAACCAAAUAUGUCUAUGAGUUACAUUGUCGUGAUUUCCACACAUGUAGCUAUAUUGAAGAUAUUAGUAGGAGAUGUGAUGCAAAGUUUAAUGGGUUGCUUGACUUACAAAAACAACUAUACGAUAACAUUUCAAAGACAAGUUCAUUUGAAUUUCAUGAUGUUUCAAUAUACACCUCAAAGAUAGAGAAUGCAUUAUCCCGUAAAAAGGUGUUUCUAGUUCUUGAUGAUAUCGAUAGUCUUGAUCAAUUGGAUGCAUUACUUGGAAGCAAAGGUUUUCAUCCCGGAAGCAAAAUUAUAGUAACCACAAAGGACUCAUGGUUGACAGAGAGUUGUGCAUUAUUCAAAUCAAAUAUUAUUAAACCGAAACAUGUAGAGCACAUGCUUCGAGGCUUACAUGAGACUGCAUCACUACAACUUUUAUGUUUUCACGCAUUCAUGCACAACCAUCCCAAGGAAGGUUAUGAAGAAGUGUUAUAUAAAUUUGUGAAGUAUUGUGAAGGGCAUCCACUAGCUCUUGAAGUUUUGGGCAAGUCUCUACAUAAUCAAGAUAUAGCUUAUUGGGAAGGUUGCAUAGAAGGACUACAGAAAGAAAGUGGGUCCCAUAUAAAUAAUGUCUUGAAAAUGAGCUUUGAUUCUUUGCCAUAUAAAAAUGAUAAGGAAUUGUUUAAGCAUAUUGCUUGUUUCUUUGUCGGAAUAGAUAGAGAUGUUAGUGAAACAAUAUUAAAGGCAUGUGACAUAAACACAAAAUCUGGAAUCACAAAUCUCAUUGAUAGAUUCCUUCUUAGCAUUGGAGGGUUUAACGAAUUAAAAAUGCAUCAAUUGGUUCAAGAGAUGGGAAGGUUUGAAGUACGUCGAGAAUCACUUGAAAAACCAUGGAAGCGAAGUCGGUUAUGGUGUCAUAAGGAGUCAUUCAAUGUGUUAAAAAAUAAAAAGGGAAAAGGAAAUAUUCUAGGUCUUACUCUUGACAUGCGCAUGCUUGAGAAAGAGAAGAUGGAUGUAUCAUUUGAGCUGAAAACAAAUGCAUUAAGUAACAUGGAUAGUUUGAUGCUACUACAACUCAAUUUUGUCCACAUGAAUGGGUCUUAUGAUAACUUUCCGGAGGAAUUAAGAGGCUUGUGUAUGCAUGGGUUUCCAUUAAAGUCUAUACCUUCAGACUUACCUAUGGAGAAUCUUGUUGCUCUUGACAUGUCAUAUAGCAAUAUUGAAACAUUUGUCAUUCGUCACAGUGAUCCAAAACGACUUGACAAGAGGCAAAAAUUGGAUGGAGUGUGCUUAAGAGACAAAAGGUUGCUUGGAUCAUUAAAGAUUCUUAACUUAAGUUUUUGUAAACAACUCCAUAGUCUUGGUGACUUCGAUCAACUCCCAACACUUGAGAGAUUAAUAGUUAGAAAUUGCACUGGUUUAGUUGAGGUUUGUGAAUCAAUUGAGCAAUGUGUUGAACUUGUCUUUAUCGAUCUGAGCUACUGCAACACGCUUGAAAAACUUCCAAGAAACAUAUGCAUGUUAAAGAAGAUUAAAACACUCUUACUAGAUGGUUGUAAUCUCGGAAAAUCUCAAAUCAAGAAUAAGGAUAUGAAUUCAUCGGAAAGGCACAAGGCUAACAACAUAGUCAUAAACACAAGAACCUCUUCCUCCACCUUUGUAGGUGUUAUACCACGUGAUUUGAAACUCUCUUUGAUUUCUUCACCAAGCUCUUUAGUAAAUUUGUCACUUAUAAGGAAUAACUUGUCCACCAAAUCGUUUCCCAUGGACAUGAGCUCCCUAUCCAUGUUAAAGAAAUUACAUAUAGAUGAGAAUCCUAUCGAUUCUUUGCCCAAUUGUGUGAGAACCCUUCCUAAGCUGGAGAAGCUUAGUAUGAUGAAUUGUACAAAAUUGAAGUCAGUCGAGCAUCCUCCACGUACACUAAGAGAGUUGUUUAUCCAUUCUCGUAAAACUUUGCUAGAAAAAGUUGUAUUUGAUCCAGAAAUGUCCCCACUAGAGUUUAUGUAUAGCUUGAUAGAUUCCAGACCUUCUUCAUAUGAAAUCGAAGGCAUGAUCAAAAUCCAACCAAUUGUCGAUGUUGAGGAAAAAGUAUUACAUAGCUUGGGUUGGAUUAAUUUAGACUUCCUUAACGACAUGCAUGUGGGAACAAAUUCGUGGAAAUCUGAAAUCCAGAUGAUUUAUGAAUUUGGGAUAUUCAGCAUAAUGUAUGAGCCAAAGAAGAUGCCGAAUUGGUUUACACAUAGAAGCAAGGGGAACUCGAUAUCAUUCACCAUUCCAUCAUAUCCAAACAAGAUUACAGGACUUAACUUCUGCUCUAUACACAUAUUGGCAUCUCCUGAUGAGAGGCUUCCAUUUCCAUGUGAUCAUUUCCCCCUUACCCCAAUGAUCACAGUUAAUAAUAUAACAAAAGAUCAUAUGUGGAUAUAUGAGCGUCAUAAAGACAGAUUUAGUGAAGGUCGAGAGUGUUACACGUUGUUAAGUCAUUGGAUGUUGGGGAUGAAUGAGAUGGAGGGUGGUGACAAUGUUACUAUUACUGUUACACUUCCAUGUAAUGAAAUUGUAAAGGAGUGUGGGGUGAGGGUUGUGUAUGAUGAUGGAAACAUGGAUGAGGAAGAAGAUGCAUUGGGUUAUUACAAGUCAUGGAAUCAUAUUAUUGGUGGUUUUCUCUCUCCUUUUCAGUUAACAACAGGAGAAUACAUCCUCCAUAAUUGGCAAUUUUUUUGGCCUGAUGUUAAAAUGUAUCCAUAUUAUCGUAAGUUUGUUGCAGAGGGUGCCAACUAUCAAGCUAGAUAUCAAGUACAAGAUAAUGGGUGGUUUAGAGCUUUAUCGAAAAGAAAGCCCCACAUAAUUGGUGACACACAUGAGGUCUGAACUAAUGAUCUGGGUAUCAAUUGGAUAUUUCUGGAGCUCAAUUUUCCAUGUAAACUUUACAUAAUUUUAUAUUAUAAUGACUAUAGUGCGACUUAUUUUUGGAGUAUAAUGACUAUAGUUUACUUACUUUUAGAUUAUAAUGGCUAUAGUUUACUUAUUUGUAAAAUAUAGUGCUAUAAUAGUUAAUUAGUUAUGAUAACUAUAUAUUUAACUUAUCACUAAACACGG